AUGGCCUCAUUUGCUACUAGAUUUGUCGUUGCCUGCUUUCUGUUCUUUGCGGCGUCCGCGCACAACGUCCUUCUUCCAGCGUAUGGCCGCAGAUGUUUCUUCGAAGACUUGAACAAGGGUGACGAGCUCUCCAUUUCGUUCCAGUUCGGGGACCGGAACCCUCAGUCCAGCAGCCAAUUGACCGGUGACUUCAUCAUCUAUGGGCCGGAGAGACACGAGGUUUUGAAAACCGUCAGAGACACCUCCCACGGCGAGAUUACGCUGUCCGCUCCAUACAAGGGUCACUUCCAGUACUGCUUCCUGAACGAAAACACCGGCGUCGAGACGAAGGAUGUCACUUUCAACAUCCAUGGCGUCGUAUACGUKGAUUUGGACGACCCGAACACUAACACGCUUGACAGCGCCGUUAGAAAGCUGUCCAAGCUGACUAGAGAAGUCAAGGACGAACAGAGUUAUAUUGUUAUUAGGGAAAGAACCCACAGAAAUACCGCGGAAUCCACUAAUGACCGUGUGAAGUGGUGGUCUAUCUUCCAACUGGGUGUUGUUGCCGCUAACUCUCUUUUCCAGAUAUACUACUUGAAAAGAUUUUUCGAAGUCACAUCCCUAGUCUAA
Molecule: messenger RNA, 612 nt
Organism: Saccharomyces eubayanus
Lineage: Eukaryota; Fungi; Ascomycota; Saccharomycetes; Saccharomycetales; Saccharomycetaceae
Gene: EMP24
Product: Emp24p
Exons: 1
Coding region: 1-612 (203 amino acids)
Biological process (GO): protein retention in ER lumen; Golgi organization; intracellular protein transport
Cellular component (GO): Golgi apparatus; endoplasmic reticulum-Golgi intermediate compartment; COPII-coated ER to Golgi transport vesicle
Source: RefSeq, a predicted model, not a curated record